This is a messenger RNA of Hyaloscypha bicolor E, 606 nucleotides long. RefSeq names its product vacuolar protein sorting 55. Gene Ontology annotation, cellular component: Vps55/Vps68 complex; endosome. The transcript is spliced from 4 exons. Gene Ontology annotation, biological process: late endosome to vacuole transport via multivesicular body sorting pathway. The coding region runs from base 141 to 524 and encodes 127 amino acids. NCBI's taxonomy places the organism in Eukaryota, Fungi, Ascomycota, Leotiomycetes, Helotiales, Hyaloscyphaceae. The record is from RefSeq and is a predicted model, not a curated record.
GUUCUGGAGAUUGAUAUUACUUCGGCAUCAAGCGACGAUCGAGACGUAACUAGGAAGGCAGACGACUGAAGCAGCGAAGCGCGAAAACCGCAGCCCGACCAUAUAACAACACCAGCAAAGUGCCUCUCUCACUCCCCAAAAUGACCGCUGGUCUCAAGACCAUUAUUUCGCUCUCCUUUGUCCUAGCAAUCGGCUUCCUCCUCGUAAUCCUUUCCUGCGCCCUCUUCAAACAAUACCUGCCACUCCUAGUCGUCGCCACCUACGUGCUCGCGCCGCUACCAAACUGGGUCUGCGGACGCUGCGCCAAUCCCGAUGAUUUCGUAGAAUCAAGCAGCAAUGCUGUUGUGGAUUUCGGGAGGUUCUGUACCGGGUUCUUGGUUUUGAUGGGUGUUGCACUCCCGGCUUUACUAGCACACUCGGAGCUCAUUCGCUGGGCAGCGGCGCUGAUGUCUAUCACGGGCGGGGCGCUGAUCUACGGCACCAUCAUCGCGUUUGGGAUGUUCUUUCAAGAGGAGGAGGAGUAAGGGAUACCGGAUGGUGGGAAGGACGGGAGAGGGAUGUAUUGUACGUAUAAAGCAUAUCAGCAAGCAAAGCGGAACUGAAGAA